GAGAGAGACGCGGAUCCGUCAUGCAGCUCUGAUGGGCCUUCGAUCGCCCCGAUGAUGAACGCCCGCCGUGUCAGUCCACCCCGGGCGAGACACGACCCACGAGACAACUUCCAACUUAAUUUAGGAGUGUGAUUCAUUAAAAACGGGCCCCGUAAUGGAAGGCACGCACACCGUGCUGCGUCUGUACAAACCCAUCCAGGAGCUGUGCUUCAUUAGUCUCUACUUCCCAACGAGGAAGUCCCGAGGUUUCCCACGAGCUGGCCAAACCCCUCGUGAAGUCCGGCCCCGGGAUGAAGACGCUAAACAAAGAGGCCAGUAUUACUGCGAGGCGACAAAAGGAGCGGUCGCGCAGCUCCACUGGCUCGCCGCAGAACACCAUCAGCUGCUGACGGACCUCCUGUCUUUAUGCAGCGACUGCGCAGACAGGAUUAAGAUGGGAAACCAGGACGGGAAGCUCCUGGAAGGACAUGAUGUUAGCAGCAGUAACUUCACUAUAUCUCCGCCCGCGGAGCAUAAGAGAGCAGCCUCUAGAGUUCGUAAGCUGAAGAAACUGGGUUCUAAGAAGAUGGACAGCGCUGAAGAGUUCUUGCAGAGUAGGAUAAAGAAGAAGGUGCAGAGUGGAGCGUCCGAGUUUUCCCCAAAGGCUCCCGGAACUCCGGUCUCCAUCCGUGGCCGGGAUACUACAGGAUCAGACUCUUAUAUCAGCGUGUCCAGCGAGCCUCUUCUUCCAAUGGAGGAACACUUCCAGAUCGCCCACGACGGCUGGGAUUUUAUGGAAGAGCCUCGUUCGUUUGAGUGCGAAAUGGAUCUUUGUACCGAGCUGUCGGAGUUUGAACUCACUUUGGAGUACGAGAAGCCCUUGGGAAACCAACGUGGAUGUGUCCUACGGGAGCUAAUGGCCGUUGGGAAUACCGAGGGAAACCAACAAGGCCAAUCAACCUUCGGAAGUUUGGAAGUCAACCAAAGGGACCCGGAACACAACCAGGAACCCGGAUCUCAUUCCAGUUUGGAUCAGAGCCACAACCAGCAAGAUGGACAAGAAGAGCUCAAGCUCUUUACUCAGGUGAACAACGAGAAAACCCUCAACUCUAGAAGCUCUAAGCUUCAUCCCUGGAGCAGAAGCCCCACAUCAAGCUCUCUCUCUGGGCUCUUCAACGUGUCUUAUCCUCCUGCCAACAGUCUCCAGAGCAUGUCUCCUGUCUUAUCACCUCUGUCUUCGCAACUUCCGAGUCCCCAAAUGAACCACCGCAUUGUGUUGCUGCCUGAGGAGGAUGAUGAUGGAAAUAAACGCUCCUCGAGAGACGAGCCCAAAGUCGCCACGGAGGUCAUCGACAAAAACGGCAACCGUCGGACGGUCACACGUCUUGACCUGAACCUCAGCAAUCACUUCAACGUGAACGGAGCCAGUGCAUCGAGUGACAAGACCUCAGGUAGUUCAAACUAA
This is a messenger RNA of Sinocyclocheilus rhinocerous, 1444 nucleotides long. RefSeq names its product formin-1-like. NCBI's taxonomy places the organism in Eukaryota, Metazoa, Chordata, Actinopteri, Cypriniformes, Cyprinidae. The record is from RefSeq and is a predicted model, not a curated record. The coding region runs from base 155 to 1444 and encodes 429 amino acids. The transcript is spliced from 2 exons.